AUGACACCAGAGGAGAAAAAAGAGCUGCUUUCGAAUAAGACCAAUGAAGCACCCAGUGAUAGUGAAAGGAAAUCAGAACUGCGUAGUCGCAGUUCUCUUUUAAUCUCACAAGCAGUAAAUAGAAGUAUAUUUAAUAUAAAGGCUUCACCUGCUACUGAGCGAACCUGCUCUACACUGAGUGAAGAGGAUGAACCGAAGGUCCCUCCACUUUUCACCGAAUUAGAUGAACUUAUUCCAAUUAAUGAGAAAGAAUUUUAUUGGAAGGAAACAACAAGGUGGAUAAAGUUUGAGGAAAAAAUAGAAGAAGGGGGUGAAAGAUGGAGCAAACCUCAUGUUGGCACACUGUCCUUACACAGUUUAUUUGAGUUACGUACCUGCAUAGAAAAAGGAACACUUCUGUUUGAUUUAGAAGCCAAAAAUUUUAAGGAGAUAUUAGAGAUAAUAGUCAACAAAGAAAUCAUAAAUGGCAAUCUUAGAAGUGAGCUCAAGGAAAAAGUCACAUAUAUCCUUCUUAGGAGUCAUAGGCACCACACAAAAAAGUCCAGAAUACAGGCCACGGUCGAUUUAGGGAGGACAAUUUCCUGCACAAGUAAGUUAUUUUCACUUUCCUUUUCAGGUAAAUCUGCUCCCGUGAAUUAUAACACAACUACAGGUUUUUCUAAUGAAAUCUCAGAGAAACCUCUCCAGGAACAGCUGAAAAAUAAAUUCAAGAAGCAGAUCCCAGAGGGUGCUGAAGCCAUUAAUGUGCUUGUCGGUGAAGUAAAUUUUCUGGAUAAGCCAUUUGUUGCCUUUGUCCGACUAAAACAGGCAGUGAUCCUUGGGGCUCUUACAGAAGUACCAUUGCCAACCAGAUUUCUCUUCAUUCUUCUUGGGCCAAUAGCAAAGGCGAUGAUUUAUCAUCAUAUUGGGAGAGCUGUUGGAAUUUUGCUUACAGAUGAGUUAUUCCAUAUUGUGGCAUUCAAAGCAAAAGUAAGAGAAGACCUUCUAGUUGGAUUUGAUGAUUUCCUUGAUGAGGUAACUGUGCUUCCUCCCGGGAGGUGGGAUCCCACUUUACGAAUAGUACCACCAAAGGUUCUUCCAUCAGUGCACAAGAGGUAAGUGCUGAAUAAAUUGGGAGGUCGUAUUCAUGAAGAAAGAUAUGGGAGUACUCUGCAUGUUGCUGAAGAUUUGAAAAAAACAGGAAAGUUUUUUGGGGGAUUCGUUAAUGACAUCAAAAGAAAAGCACCAUGGUUUGCCAGUGACUUUUAUGAUGGUAUGAACCUUCAGUGUCUUUCAGCUAUCCUGUUCAUCUAUUUGGCCAGUGUAACAAACGUAAUUACAUUUGGAGGAAUAUUGGGUGAUGCAACUGAUAAUAUGCAGGGAGUCAUGGAGAGCUUUCUGGGGACAGCAAUUGCUGGAGCAGUAUUUUGUCUCUUUGCGGGUCAACCAUUAACUAUUCUUGGCAGCACUGGCCCUGUGUUGGUCUUUGAGCGCCUUCUAUUCAACUUUAGCAGCGAUUAUAAGCUUGACUAUUUGGAGUUUCGUCUUUGGAUUGGACUAUGGACAGCAUUCUUUUGUCUCCUUCUGGUUGCCACAGAGGCCAGCUACCUAAUCCAGUACUUCACACGUUUCACUGAGGAAGGCUUCUGCACACUAAUCAGCUUCAUUUUUAUCCAUGAUGCUUUUAAGAAAAUGCUUAUUUUGGCCAAGAAUUAUCCGAUCAAUUCUGAUUAUAAUAUUGACCAUGUUACACUCUAUCACUGCUCUUGUCUACCCUCUGAAACAGGUAACGUUUCAAGUCUAUUUAACAAAACAACUGAGGCACACUUUGAACUUGGCACUGCCUCCUACAACACAACUUUCUACCUAGAAUCUGGCAACUGGUCUUCACUGACAAAGAAGGAUUGUUUGAAGUUUGGAGGACAGCUAGUGGGUGAAACCUGUGAUUAUAUUCCGGAUAUUGCAUUAAUUUCUUUUAUACUUUUCUUUGGUACAUUUGUUUGUUCCAUGUCACUGAAGAACUUUAAAACAAGCCGAUAUUUCCCAACUGCUGUCAGGAAAUUAAUCAGUGAUUUUUCCAUAAUUUUAUCAAUACUGAUCUUCUGUGGAGUUGAUAUCCUAGUUGGUGUGGACACCCCCAAACUCAUUGUGCCAAGUGAGCUCAAGCCAACAAAUCCAAACAGAGCGUGGUUUGUGUAUCCAUUUGGAGCAAAUGAAUGGUGGGUGUGCCUUGUUGCGAUUGUGCCUGCUUUACUCGUCACAAUACUUGUGUUUAUGGAUCAGCAGAUUACUGCAGUCAUCCUGAACCGCAAAGAACACAAACUCAAGAAAGGUGCUGGCUUUCACCUAGACCUGUUCUGGAUAGCUCUCCUUUUGAUCCCUACUUCAUUCAUGGCUCUGCCCUGGUACGUGUCUGCAACUGUAAUAUCCCUUGCGCACAUAGACAGCUUGAAAAUGGAGACUGAAAAAUCUGCCCCUGGUAUAGAACCCACAUUUAUGGGAGUGAGGGAACAGAGAGUGAGUGGGCUGGUUAUUUUUAUUCUCAUUGGUUUAUCUCUCUUCCUGGCUCCAAUUCUUAAGUAUGUGCCAAUGCCAGUACUGUAUGGAAUCUUUAUGUAUAUGGGUGUAUCUGCUCUCAGCAGUGUUCAGUUCAUGGACAGACUGAAGUUGCUGUUGACCCCUCCUAAUCAUCAGCCUGAUUUAAUAUACUUGCGUCAUGUCCCACUGCGCCGCGUUCACCUCUUCACGUUAAUUCAGAUCUUGUGUUUGGUUGUGUUGUGGGUUCUGAAAUCAACGGAUGCUGCAAUAAUUUUCCCAGUUAUGCUCCUGGCUUUGGUGGGGGUACGGAAGGCAAUGGAAUGCAUCUUCACCAGGCACGACCUUAGCUGGCUUGAUGAUUUAAUGCCUGAGAGAGAGAGAAAAGAAGUGGAAGAAAAGAAGGCAGAGAAGGAUAUUUCGAGCAUUGAGAGUGAAGAUUGCCAUCUCAUGGCACUACAGCAGCUGCAGCAUCAAAUAUUUCCGGGCCAGAUGAUACCGCCAAGAUGGAAGAUGACCAUAUUGGCAGGCUGUCUGAAUACCAGUAUCUACAAAAAGCACCUGACAUAAAUAUCUCCUUGAAUUGAAAGAAUAAACGGAUAAUACACUGCUCAGUAAUAUUCUCAGUGAAAGAGACUUGAAAUUUUGAUGGCUAACAUUGGAUGCAGAUGCUGCAAGAAGUAAAAAGAAAUUAUUCUGAUUGCAAAAUGGAAACUAACUCUGUUACAUUGUGGAAAAAAUGGUUACUUGUUCAAGGUUCCUUUCCAAUUUAGAAAUAACAAGUUCAUCUACAUCUUUAAUCACUUUGUCAUUGUUUUAAAUCUAUGGUAUUUUCAACUGGGAUACCUACCCUUGUGUUAAAACACUGAAGUUUUUUUCAUUGCUUAGUGAAAAUUUACAUCAGUGAAGGAGUUUCAUUUGCAUCCUUGUUUACAGUCAUUUCAGUUAUAAAGGAAUCUUUGAAGUUGCAUUGAGAGUAGGAUUAAGUGAAAAAUGUUUAUGUGGGGAAAAAAGUUUACACAUGAUCUUUCAUUGUCAAAAAAUUGGGAAGAAAUUGUUUAUUUUAAGAAAAAUGUUCAUGCCGUAUCUCAAAUUUUAUUUUAUCAUCUAUUUUUAAAUUUAUUAGGGCUGGCAACUUUUUUCAAGUAUAACAGAUCAAAAUACAUUUUAAUGAUAACUAGCAGGAGGACAUCAUGUAUACCUUUUCUCUUAUUUUGCUGAUGGUAAUCUUGAUGUCAUGUAACAUUGAAAUGAUAUUUCAUUCUAAUAAUCAUGAUUAAAAUACAAUUAAUCAUAGAGUAAUACAGCAUGGAAACAGGCCCUUCGGCCCAACUGGUCCAUGCUGACCACACCAUCCUCCCUGAUAGUCCCAGUUGCCCAUGUUCGGCCCAUAACCCUCCAAGCCCCUCCCCUCCGUGUACCUAUCCAAAUCCCUCUUGAAUGUUGCAAUUGUACCCACCUCGACUAUCUCCUCUGGCAGCUUAUUUCAGGUACUUACUACCCUCUGUGUAAAGAAGUUACCUCUCAGGUCUCUUUUAAAUUUCUCCCCACUUAUCAUGUAUCUGUGUGGCUAAGAAUUUUUGGGGGCAAGUCUGCCUUAGUGCCAAACUGGAGUUCCCACUUUCAAUCGCAGAAAUAAAGGUAAAUUUCUUUUCAUUAAUUCAUUUCCUGGUAUCUGAAUGUCACUGGCAAGGAUAGUGUUUAUUGCCCAUUCCACAUUUUACUUGGUGAUGGUGAGCUACUGGUGUCUUUCUGGUGAAGGUACUUUCACACAUGAUCAAUAAUUCAAAUCAUUAGUAUUUAUUAUUCCACUGGGGGUUCUGAAGAUGAGAAAUGCUUGUGUUUCACAUAAUCUAAAUCAUCAUAAAUUUGUUGCUGUGAGAACUAUUUUAAUUUAAAAAAAAUUGAAAGGAGAAUCUAUUGGACAGUAUACUUUGUGCUGUUUCACUUUGGGCCUGAACUAGAAACUGAAUUGAAGGAAUUAACAUUGUCUUAGCACACUUCCUGCAGGAGCAAGUUCAUAACAUGAAACCUCUGAUCUAGAACUGAUUAAUACUGAAUUGACUUCCAAGUCAAUAGCUCCACAAUAAACAAAAUGUGUGGCCUGAGCAUCCAUUGUCUUGCUCUGAUAGGUACACCUUGACAAAAAAGUAUACUGUCAGUUUUCAUCUAAAGGAUCAGAGAAAAGAGAAAAAUGAAUGACAUGUUAACUAGUUUUUUUUGUGAAUAUAUGUACAAUCUGAAUCAAUUUAUGGCAGAAACAGUUCAGUGCAGCGAAGUUUCAAAUUUUUCAUUUAAAAAAGGGAAAGAAAGCAUGUCUGAAAUUUUAAAAAAUAAUGUAGAGAAAUGAUACACAGACCAGCAAAUGAAAAUAAAGUACAACUAAAUGAGUUCAAAAAGGGUGAUUUCUCAUUAAUACUGAAAAUAUCAACUUACAUUUAUACUGCACCUUUCAUGUUAUAAAAUACCCUAAAGCAAUUCAGAGGAAUAUUGUCAAACAAUUUGAUAUUUAGCAUAUUGGAAAGUAUUAGGAUAAGUUUUGAAUCAAAGGAUAUGUUAUAAGGAGCAGCUUAAAUGAAGAAAAAGAUAGAGAAUCUGAGAGGAUUAAUGUAGAAUUAGUGUAAAAGAAUGCUUGAUAGUAGGUAUGGGCACCAUGGGCUGAAAUACCUGUUUCCAUUGCUGUAUCUCUCUAUGACUCUAAGGUGUAGGUUGGGGAAGUUGAGCAGAAAUUUGGGCCCACACACCUGAAGGCAUAGUUGAAUAAUUAAAAUCAGGGUGCCCAAGAGUCCAAAACUGGAAGAGAGUAGAGAUAUUAAAGCAUAAUAGAAUUGCAGGAGGUUGUCGAAUAAAGUAAGCAAGCACAGGGGUUACUUGUGAACUGAAGUUGGUUUGAGUUAGUAAUGGUUAGUAGAAUUUUUGAUGAGAUUAAAUUUGUGGACAUUUAAGCAAUAGAGGUCAGGAGAACAUUGAAAUAGUAGCAAGGGAGGGAGAUGUUCAAUUUCAACAAGACCUUAACUAGCUUGAAUCUAGAAUAUUCUGCAUAAUUUAGGUGACAUUUUAAGAAUGACAUGUAAACCCCAUACAUUUACCAGGAUGUUACAAAGGAAGAGGAACUCGCCUGUGAAGAGACAAUUAAAGACUUUAGACUUUUUUAAAAACUUGAUCUGCUGAUAAAGGUCUUCCAAGUUAUGAAGGGGCAUAAGAAAACAGUUAUUGUUUCCAAUAAUAUGGCAUUGAUUGGGCACAAAUUUAAUUUAAUCAUAAAACAAUUGAAGUUUAGGAAAAGAUGUACAAUGAGUGGUAGGUAGAAUAUGGAAUUCUCAGCCACGUGAUUGCAGCAAUUUACAAAUUAUCUUAAAGGGAAUUAAUUGUGUUUUUUGGAAAGGAAAAGUAUUGAAAUAUACGAAGGAAAGGUGGGAGGGAUAAAAAUAAAUGGACUAAAUGGCAUGAAGAGAAAAAUACCAGUGUGGAUGUUUAAAUUUAUGGCUUCCUUUCUGUGAUUCUAUGUACAAUUCUACAUAUGCACUUUUAACCUAUUGUCUUUGAUCAGCAAACUUUCAAGAACCAGAAUAUGCUCUCAGGAGAGAAAGUAUACUUUUUUUCUGCUGCGAAAUUUCUUCAUAAUGUCUUAUUUUAGCCAUAUGACUGUCAUGUAUUUUUUUUAAAAAUCUUUUUGUUUGCAGUGUAUCAAUUAAUCACUGUUGUUUACAUCUAUAUUUGUGAAUAGAUUUUCAGUUUGAUUUGCCAAAAUAUUGCAUAUAUAUCAGCAGAAUCAGUAAGUUUCUUAUGAUGCUUUGCUCCUUUGUUAAUGUUAAUUAUUCCGAGCCUUUUAGUUGCAAAAGCAGUUUGGUCAGUGGGUUCUUGUAUAACCGUGUGUAACCAUGUGAAGUACAGUUAAACCUCAAUAAUCCAGCAUCCAAUUGUUCAGAAAUUCUGAUGGUUCAGCAUCGAGCCCAUGUAUUAGUUCAGAGUGUGAGCUGGAGGUCCAUGGUGCAGGCAGGCUGUGCGGCCAGAAUAGGGUCUGGAACGUCUUCUCUUUAUGCUGGCUAGCUUCCCUCUUCACUCUCAGUCUUGAUGUGGGGUGGGGUCUCAACCCAAAACGCCAACAAUUCCUUUCCCCACAGAUGAUGCUCAACUGUUGAGUUUCUCCAGCAGUUUUUUUUUGCAUCAGGAACAUGGGUAGGAUUGCAGCUAGAAGCAGAAUUUUAUAUUUCCUGCUCUAUUUAAACUCACUGGGUUCACUGGAAAAUUUAUUAUACCAAUGUGUAAAUGUAAAGAGUGAAAUAAGUGUGUAUUUGUGUACUAAUAGGAGUAAUUUCUGCUACUUUGGCAUCACCAAGGUCUAAGGGUGCCAGAUUAUCGGAGGUUUACUGUAUAUGGUAUACAUAUUUUUUGUUCUAAUUUGCACUCUGAUUUAAUAAAACGUAA
Pristis pectinata (smalltooth sawfish) is the source of this 6942-nucleotide messenger RNA. RefSeq names its product electrogenic sodium bicarbonate cotransporter 1-like. NCBI's taxonomy places the organism in Eukaryota, Metazoa, Chordata, Chondrichthyes, Rhinopristiformes, Pristidae. The record is from RefSeq and is a predicted model, not a curated record. Gene Ontology annotation, biological process: bicarbonate transport; transmembrane transport; monoatomic anion transport. Gene Ontology annotation, molecular function: solute:inorganic anion antiporter activity; sodium:bicarbonate symporter activity; monoatomic anion transmembrane transporter activity. The transcript is spliced from 23 exons. Gene Ontology annotation, cellular component: basolateral plasma membrane; plasma membrane.